UCUUUUAUCGACGACGCUUCCCUUGAACAGCAACUGGCCCGCCGAAAAAUCUGGACAUUUGGAACGAAAAAGUGAAUCGGCACGUGUUUUUCUAUUUGUUAAUAUUGAAUGAAUGUUGAGUUAUGUUUGGAGACAGACCGUGGUCAGACUGCAUUUAUGGAGGAGAGGACAAUCAAUAUCCAAAUGCUCUUUCCAAUGACUUUGGAGCAAUGGAAAGUUGCAUUGAAGAUUAUCACCGUUUUUCAAUUCCUGCGACUCUGCCUGCUGUGUCUUCAUCCUUAGAGGAACCCUACACACCGACCGUCAACUAUUCCGGGCUGUUUGCAGAGCAUUUCUCCAAGUUCCAAAAUGCUGCCGAGGAAAUGUCUGGGACCUCUUUCAACUUGCACCUUGAUACGAUUACAAAUUUGACAUCUAGUAACGAUGCGCAAAAUAGUUCUCCACACGAACGGAUGGAACCAUUGUUAUCGCCAUCAAAUCCAUCGUUGGUUUCUUGUAAAGUUCCCAUGCCACUUGUGGAUCCCGCAAUAGCAUCAGAAGCUUUUUCUUCAACUGGAAUUGAGUAUUCAUCUUCCGAGGAAAGCAUUGACAUAUGUUCUCGCAUAAUGGACAAAACACAUAAGGACACAAUGGCAUCUCCAGACUUGCGAGCAUCUUCCAGUAACAAACUCUCGAGUGAAUCUGACAAAGGAGAGGAAUCCGGUGGACAAGAUAAUAUGCCACAGAAAAAAAGAAAACGCCGUGUUUUGUUCUCCAAAGCUCAGACUUUCGAGCUGGAAAGACGAUUUCGCCAACAGCGUUAUUUGUCUGCUCCUGAAAGAGAACAUCUGGCGAGUCUAAUACGGCUCACCCCAACGCAAGUCAAAAUUUGGUUUCAAAACCAUCGCUAUAAAUGCAAAAGAGCUAGAAAUGAGAAAGGAUUAGACUUAAAUCAUCUGCCUUCGCCACGUAGAGUGGCUGUACCUGUGUUGGUAAGAGAUGGGAAACCUUGCCAACCAGCUAUGAACGGCUUGGUGAAACAUCAGGACUCCAUUGGACCUCACAACGAUUUGCCUUCCAUCACUUCGAUAACGUCCAUGACAUCUUUAGCAGCUGCUGGAGUCACUAACAUGAGCAAUUGUGUCACGAACUCAUGUAUCAGUUCCUACAACAUGAACAUGAGUAAUGUGAUGCCAACUUACAAUCCGCAUUUGUUUCCUCAACAACGUUGGUGGUAAAUUUCCACGCAUUCAACUCUAUUUCGUCAGUGGUUCUUAAGCUUCUUCGAUGAACAAAUCAUUUUUCAAAUAAGAGGCCUCUUUUCUGGCUAUAAAUCAUAAGGUGAAUGUUUCUUUUUGUAUAAAUGCUGGAUGUGAAUAAGUUUAUUAAAGUCCCAAAUAUCCUUUAAAAUGUUUGUUCAUAUACCAAAAAUGUUCCUCUGCUUUUUUUUUAAUACAAUAAGCAGUAAAAGGUAUAUUUUAAUUAUGGAAUCACUAUUACACCGUAAUUCCAUAUCUUUUUUCACAGAGUGGUUCUGGUAAUAACCAUCAGAUGCUAACUUAAGUCUUUUUAGCUGAAAUGGAUACAAUUUUUUUUUCUCUCUUGUGGCUGAAUGGCUAAUGAAAGAGUUUCAAAAGUAUUCAUUUGGUAAAGGCUAAAUUUAAAAAAAAACUAUUAGAUUUUCUUUUUUUUAUAUCGAAAUUAUAAAUUCAUUAAAUAAUUUCUGUAUCUAAAAAAUUUGGGCAUUUAAAUGACAACUACAUGAAUCUUCUAAAGAAAUGAAGGUAGUAUAUAAUUAAAAUGAGGAGAAAAUCGUUUAAAGUAAUAAGUAUAGAAAAUGUUUUAAUAAUGUGGCAAUAAACAGAUACAAAACAAAUGACACAAUUAUGUGAUAAAUGAUCGUAGAAUAAAUCGAAUCUUGAAACAUAUUCCAGCAUUUAUUUUUCCUUUCAAGAUUGUUACUUAUUUUUUUUUUUAAUUAAAUUCAUUUUAGUUUUUUGCAAAGCAAAAAUUUUGCAGAACUUUUUUCUCCUAUAACACUAAUUCAGACUUUUUGAAGAGCGAGCGUAUAAGUGCAUCAUUUUUCAAAUUUUCACAUAUUAGAACAUUUAUCAUUCGGGUUUCUGAUAGAAAGCAAGACUUUAGGAAAUAAAUUACUGAUUACUGAAAAAAAAUAGUUAUUUAUUUUUUAAAAGUCAAUGAUUUUUUUUAGGUUAUUCCUACUAAUAUUUUGAUUUACAUUUUAAGAAAUUCCGGUGUUUUUUUAAAAAUCUGACAUAGCCUCAUUUUCAAAUAAAUAAAUAAAACCAAGAAGCAUCAGUAAUAAAAAAAAUCACCGCAGGCUCAGCAUUACAUUAUCUUGUUAUUAAGAAAAGGAAGAAAAAAUAUAGUUAUUUUUUAAAUAACGAAAAUAUUAUUUCUUUUCAUCGGAGUCUGAAAACCACUGGUGACAAUAUCCAGAAAAAGAAAAUAAUGGGCUGGAAAUGAAUUGAUUUUAUUUUUGAGCACCGCUAUAGCAAACAAAUGAUGAACUGUCCCUUUCUAAUGAUUUCUACCGGAAAUGUGCAUAAUCAAAAUUAGAAUUUCGGGAGAUAUACUAGUGCCAAAAGAAAUAACAGAUAUUAUUGAGAGUAAAUUAGUUUUUCUGAAUAACGUAGAAGGAUUUUUUUUUAUUCAUAACAAAAAUCCCGUGUAAAGUAUUUGAUAAAAGUUAACAAUAAUACAAGCUGAUCAAAGAAAUCCAUUUCUAACAAAAAUUGUUUUCUUUCCAUGUUUGCAUUAGAAAUUUUUCAUCCUCAUAACAAUUGUUGCAAGAACAAUAUGUAUUUCACAUCUAAGCAUUUUGUUUUUAUUCUUGUCAUUUACAACCAGAAUAUGUUGACAUUUUCAUGAGUACUCCUUCGUAUUUUAAUAUUUCCUUUCGUAGAAUUCCCUAUUUUUAACUACUAUUUAGGCGUUCUAGAAGUAUUGUAUUUUUGUUUAUUAAGAAGAAAAUGAAUUAGGAUAAAUGCCUAUUCUCUUCAAACGGUGAAUAAAUUUAUUUUUUAUUGUUAUUAACUUGUCAUACUUCAAAUAGAUUUUAUUGAAAUUGAUUUCAACUCAAAGAUAACAACUCAAUUGCCAAAUCCGAAGAGUUGUUAUGAUUGAGUGCUUUUGUGUUCUUUUGAUAAAUUCUUAACAUUCUAGUCCGUGUGUAGACUGUUAUUUCGCUGGAAACUGUGGUUUCAUUUUGUUAUAUUAUGUUUGUCCAUGCUUUGUAGUUUUUAUAUGUUUUAGAGCAUUUUGUGUCUUUGUGUUUCAUUUAGAUUAGUUUUUAGAAAGCCAAUUUUUUAGUAGUUUGGAAGAUAUUUUUAUUUCUGUACAUAUACAUAAAUAUAUAUGAAAUAAAUUUACUGCUAGUUGUUAAUAUAAAUGACUAUGUAUAUGUCCAUGAUGGUUUAUGCUUUUAAAGACACGGUUCUUUAAAAAAACUAGUUGUUUCGAUCGAUUAUUUGCAAAAAAUGAAAAGAAAGAAAAAAGAUAUUAACUUUUUCAAAGUAGAAAUUGUAUUUGUCGAAAACCAUUUAAAGAUGUUAGAA
Molecule: messenger RNA, 3557 nt
Organism: Argiope bruennichi
Lineage: Eukaryota; Metazoa; Arthropoda; Arachnida; Araneae; Araneidae
Product: homeobox protein Nkx-2.2-like
Exons: 3
Coding region: 123-1217 (364 amino acids)
Biological process (GO): regulation of transcription by RNA polymerase II; cell differentiation
Cellular component (GO): nucleus
Molecular function (GO): RNA polymerase II cis-regulatory region sequence-specific DNA binding; DNA-binding transcription factor activity, RNA polymerase II-specific
Source: RefSeq, a predicted model, not a curated record